Molecule: messenger RNA, 612 nt
Organism: Candidula unifasciata
Lineage: Eukaryota; Metazoa; Mollusca; Gastropoda; Stylommatophora; Geomitridae
Source: the annotation of a GenBank genome assembly
AUGGCGGCAAUCUGUGGAUUCAAAACUGUUAAAACCGCUUACCAGGUGCUGAACAAAUCAAGAAGGAAUAUUUCGAUAUCCCAGAAAUGGAAUGUUCAGAUUUCACACAGAAAGAAUGUUCAGGUUUCACAGAAAAGGAAUAUUCAACUGGCACUGUCAGGAUACCACUUUCCAGAUUAUGAACUUGAGAGGAAAAAUUUCAGUUUACAGAUACCUGAAUUCUUCAACUUUGCUCAUGAUGUUAUCGACCGGUGGGCUGAUGCAGAGAAAGUUGGCCUUAGAAGGACUGAUGUGCCUUGUUUUUGGUGGGUUGAUUCACAGACUAAACAGGAAGUGAAACUGUCAUUUCAGCAACUGGCUCAAAUUUCUAAAAGAAUUGCUAAUGCUCUUGUGAGUGGUUGCGGCUUGAAAAAAGGGGACAGAAUUGUUGUUAUAUUACCGAAGAUUCCAGAAUGGUGGUUCAUCAAUAUUGCCUGUAUUAGAGCUGGCAUCACCUUAAUCCCAGGGACGACACUUCUGAGAACCUCGGACAUCUACCAUCGUCUCAAGCUUUCACAAGCAAACUGCAUCAUCACAACAGCAGACUUGUCUCAUUAUGUAGACGAGGCCUAG